Belonocnema kinseyi is the source of this 2587-nucleotide messenger RNA. It is a transcript of the gene wg, whose product is annotated as protein Wnt-1. Bases 473 to 1669 code for a protein of 398 amino acids. Gene Ontology annotation, molecular function: frizzled binding; cytokine activity. Gene Ontology annotation, biological process: cell fate commitment; neuron differentiation; multicellular organism development. The transcript has 4 exons. The record is from RefSeq and is a predicted model, not a curated record. NCBI's taxonomy places the organism in Eukaryota, Metazoa, Arthropoda, Insecta, Hymenoptera, Cynipidae. Gene Ontology annotation, cellular component: extracellular region.
GAACCGAGGUGAGGGUGAAUUUUCUACGCCAAAGGCGAAACUAACUUCAGUGAGGCACGAGUCUCUGAGGACUAAGUGCUUUCCCCAAAGAGGAUCGAUUCCCCCUUCAAGUUCACUCUUGUUGCGUUUUGUAGGAUGUUCUCCAUGAUCGUGGGAUUUUCCUCCGAUUAGUCGAGUUUAUCUUCCGAGAGUGGAAGAGACGGUCGAAUGCGUGUUCUCGCGAAAGUGACACAGUUUUUAAUUUUAAGUAGUCCCAACAGUUUUGCAGCGUUUGCGAAUACAUUCGUGCGAGGUUUUUUCGGUGGCGAGGUGUCCUCCGGGUUGCGCAAUGUACUUCGAAUCGAUAAGAACUACUCUAGUGUAAUUGGAGAAGCGUGAAAUGUUGAUUCGAGAUUCGGGACACCGGUGAGUGGUUUAGUGAAGGGUGCAAAAUUGGUCAUUAUUAAACCUCGGUGACGAGUUGUUGGCGAUCAUGAGACUUUGGAUAAUUCUGGGCGCACUUGCGGUAACGAUGCCCGCGUUACCGGCUGAAAUCACGAGGAAUAAGAACAGGGGAAGAGGAUCGAUGUGGUGGGGCAUCGCGAAAGCUGGGGAACCAAAUAAUCUGCUGCCAAUGUCACCAACCUCUCUGCAUAUUGAGCCUGCAGUUUACUCAACCCUCAGGAGAAAGCAGAGACGACUUGCAAGAGAAAAUCCGGGGAUUCUUAGUGCAGUUAAGAGGGGUGCUAAACAAGCCAUCGUCGAAUGCCAGCAUCAAUUUCGUAACCGACGGUGGAACUGCUCCACUAAGAACUUUCUUAGGGGGAAGAAUCUCUUCGGCAAAAUCGUUGAUCGAGGAUGUCGUGAGACGGCCUUCAUUUAUGCCAUCACUAGUGCUGCGGUAACUCACAGUAUCGCAAGAGCAUGUAGCGAGGGCAGCAUACAAUCCUGUUCUUGUGAUUACACUCACCAGUCGAGGGCUUCCUCCGCUAUUCGGGAUUGGGAAUGGGGAGGAUGUUCAGACAACAUUGGUUACGGAUUCAAGUUCUCCAGAGAAUUCGUCGACACCGGUGAACGGGGGCGAAAUCUCCGCGAGAAGAUGAAUCUGCACAACAAUGAAGCUGGAAGAGCGCAUGUCUCGGCCGGAAUGCAUCAAGAGUGUAAAUGUCACGGUAUGUCCGGUUCCUGUACAGUCAAAACCUGUUGGAUGAGGUUACCAAAUAUGAGACUAGUGGGUGAUAAUCUGAAAGAUCGUUUUGACGGUGCGUCAAGAGUUCUCGUCAGCAAUUCAGACCGACUUCGAGAUUCCAGUAAUGCCAUAAUGAGCAAUUCUGCGAGUAAUUCGGUUCACAACCGUAGGGAUGGUUUAGGAAGAAAGCAUCGCUAUAAUUUCCAGUUGAAACCGUACAAUCCCGAGCACAAACCGCCGGGACAAAAAGAUCUAGUUUACUUGGAACCUUCACCGCCCUUCUGUGAAAAAAAUACCAAACUUGGAAUUUUGGGUACUCACGGAAGACAGUGCAACGACACCAGCAUUGGUGUUGACGGUUGUGACUUGAUGUGUUGCGGAAGGGGGUACAAGUCUCAAGAAAUCAUUGUUAUAGGCAGAUGUAAUUGUGUAUUCCACUGGUGCUGUGAAGUUAAAUGUGACGUUUGUGCGAUCAAGAAAAUGAUACACACUUGUCUCUAGAAUCAUCCGAGUUAUUGAAGUCUUUUAAAAGUGUAUUCAGAGUUUAGGCUGCAGCUUUGCAGUGUACAGGCCAAGUUCGCAGUGUGCAUUUUGUCAAAUCAAAUGACCUUGUCCUUGAAUGUUAUGCUUAACUUGAAGAAAUUCUCAAAAAAAGAAAGAAUAAACCCAGUCAGAGAAAAAUUGGUGAAUUCAACCGGUACUUUCGGUAUUGAGGUUAAAUUUUCUUUUCCAUUUAAGUGAAAAGUGUAUGAAAAGUGUAGACUGCAAGUUUGCAGGGUACAGUCGUUUACUCAUAGGGAGUAGAGUUUCGGACGUCAACUCAGCCUCCAACAAUGCCCAGUAUUAUGCUAAAUAAAUAAUUAUUUAUUACGUACUAGUACUAGUACUAGUACUAGAACUAGUACUAAAGACUGAACGGCAAAGCGUAUUACAUAUAGUAUUAGGUCUAAUCGAAUCGUUUCGAAUACUAAAUAUUCAAGGCGUCUUUGUACAUAUCUAAUUAUUCCUAAAGAUGUAAAAUGCAAGGAUCUGCGGAAAGGGAGAAUGCAUUCAAAUUAAUUUAUUUAACGUAAUGGUGUACAUAAUGGCGUUAUAAUAUUAGGAGAGUGCUUGCUGACUAGGUAUGCUUCAUUGGUCACAAACGAAUUGUAAAUAUUAUUCAACAGUAAGUUAAAAAAAUAGCUUAUUUUUUUACGUGCGAUCAAAAAAAGUCAUUUUUCUCGAACAUCUGUGCAACGUAGCAUGUAUAAUGUAGAUAUAUUUUUAUCGAAGCCAAUACAUAUUGAAUUUGUUGAAAAGCAACGCUACCAGUGAACAUGUAAAAAUAGAAUUUUUUCAACGAAAACUAGUGAUUUUAAUAGUACUGUACAUAUAUAAGCAUUAAAUUGUCAAUUAUUUAUACGUACCUACCUGCAGAUA